AUGGCGGCUUCUGCAUCGCCAGCUAACGCCCGUACUUCUCGUUUGUCUGCCUUUUUACACUCAGUCAUCAAAGGCAAACGAGCCGUCACCAAGGCUCGUGACGCAACCCUCUUGAUUGAGGCCAUUUGCGAUCAACCAGACCAUACAGCUUGCGUCGAGAAAUUGGUUGCAAGCGAUGCCGCCUCCGAUUCACUCCGUGCAGGUUUACGGUUCGACAUUUCGGAUGCCUUCAUCAACAACGAACUGCAAAAUCUGUUGUCCUACCUCAGCGAUCCGUUGCUCAAGCACCUGUGCAAUGGAGACUUCCUACGCAGACUGCUGGUCCUCGUUGUGGAUCCACCAUCUCUGUGGCAUGCCGUGGUCGAAGCAUUCAAAGGAAACCGCCUGUCUCCCAAGACGGAACAGAGCUUCGCAUGGCUUCUGCUGGAGCUUUUGUCCUGGAAUUCGAAUGCCCCACUUAAUUUGCAAAGUGUCGCACAGCAUGCGGUUGCCAGCGAGCGUUUCACCAAGUCAGACAACGGCGAUCUACGCUCCCUCGGGUAUCGCAUCAAGCAUGUCCUCCACACCAAAUCAGUCGGGUCCACACCGGCUUCAUCCGGGCCCGGCGGACGGCACGACAAUGACUUCACCGACUUCCGCCAGAUCGCUAUCUAUCCCACCGAGCACGAGCUUGUCUCGAAAGAGAGGCCUUUCUACCGUCGGGCAGACGCUGUGGAUGAAGCGCCGCCAGACCAGCGAACGGGAAUUCAUCUCGAUAAUCAAUUCAGGCUUCUCAGAGAGGACAUGCUUGCCGAGCUCCGAGAAGAUCUGAAGAUCUCACAGUCGAAGAAAGGGAGGCGCAAGAAUCUCAGACUACGCGGACUGUCACUUGCCGGGUCUCACUGCGGCGCUGAGAGACGUCGCCAGGCCUUUGCAAUCACCGUCAGAUGCACCUCUGGGCUAGAGCGACUCACAGAGGUUCCACUGAGUAAGCGCAAAAGCUUCCUCAACGAAGACAAAAAAUUCUUGAAGCACCAAUCCUUCGGCUGCCUGAUGAACAAUGAUCAGGUGGUCGCAUUCGCUACUCUGGAAAGAGUCCAGGACAAUCUUCUCCGGGAUCCCCCAAUCGUCACUUUGCGCAUUCCUGAUACCAGAGCUCUAGAAAGGGCGCUGCUCACUCUGAAGGUGUCCAACAAAGUGGAUUUUGUACUUAUAAACACAGCGAUGUUUGCGUACGAGCCUAUUCUGGAGUGUUUACAGGCCAAAGUGGAGCUGCCUCUUGCCGAAGAACUUCUUUCUUUGAGUGAAGAGGCUGGGACGCGAUGCCGUUCUUCACGUAUUUGCCCAGAUGAUGUUGCUGAUCGUAUCGCUGAGGCUGGCGGCCAAGGACUGGAUGAUAUCUUGAGCUUGCCGAAGCCUGUAAAUCUCGACGAGUCGCAGACGAAAUCUCUGCUCUCGGGGUUGAGGCAGACCGUCAGUCUAAUUCAGGGCCCACCCGGUACCGGAAAGUCCUUCAUUGGUGCCCUGCUCGCAAAGGCUCUCCACGAUCACACUUCUCAAAAGAUCUUGGUUAUAUGUUACACGAAUCAUGCCCUCGAUCAGUUCUUGGAAGAUCUCCUUGAUAUCAGCAUACCAGACAGCAGCAUGGUACGCUUAGGAGCGCAGUCCCGACCGAGGACAGAACACCUUAGCUUGUUCGAGCAAUCAAGCAAUUACCGACGAACCCAAGCCACCUGGGAUGUCAUCCACAAAUUGAACGAUGAAGUUUCCAGUUCGGAAACAAACCUGAAAGCGCUUGUCGCUUCGUACGUCAACUUUCAGCUCAGGAAGACCGAGAUCAUGGAGUACUUGGAAUUCUCCGACGACUAUUCAAGCUUUUUCGAUGCUUUCCAGCUUCCUGAACAAGCUGAUGGGUUCGCAAUUGCAGGAAAAGAUGGGUCUGCUGUGGAUGAAACAUACCUUUAUGACAGGUGGCGUAAGGGAGAAGACCCAGGGGUCUUCAAAAACCGCAUUGCUUCAACCCAUUCAGAAGUAUGGGAGCUUAGCCCUGAUCAAAGAAAAGCAUUGAACGAGCAGUGGACACAACACCUUCUUGAGGAGAGAGUGGCAAGCAUUUCAAGCUUAGUGGAAGCUUUUGAUGCUUCCCAGAAACAACUUCAGACCACACUUGAUCAGCAAAAGCUUGAGAUACUUCGGAACAAGCGUAUCAUCGCAUGUACCACAACAGCCGCCGCCAAGUACACCCAGCAGUUACGAAAUGCCUCUCCGGACAUCAUUCUGGUGGAAGAGGCUGGAGAAAUCCUUGAGAGCCACGUCCUUACAGCAAUGACACCCGAAACGAAGCAAUUGAUCCUCAUCGGCGAUCACCAGCAGCUCCGGCCAAAGGUCAACAAUUACGAUCUCACUGUAGAGAAAGGCAACGGAUAUGAUCUGAACCGCUCUCUAUUCGAACGCCUCAUCCUUGCAGGGUUCCCGCAUACCACCUUGGCUCAGCAGCACCGCAUGUGCCCGGAAAUUUCUGCCCUUGUACGUCAUCUCACGUAUCCGAAGUUGCUGGACGCGCCAUCAACACAAAACAAACCAUCACUUCGAGGCAUGCAAGACCGGGUGGUCUUCUUCAACCAUCAUCAUCCCGAAUUCUCGGAGGAUGCCAUCGCGGACCGGCGUGACCAAGGCUCUGGUGUCAGCAAAAAGAAUCACUUUGAGGCAGAGAUGGUCCUCCAGAUUGUCCGGUACAUGGCGCAACAGGGUUAUGGCACAUCAGAUCAAGUAGUCUUGACGCCGUAUCUUGGCCAGCUAAGUCUGCUACGGCGACGGUUGAGCGAGGAGAAUGAUCCGGUCUUGAACGACCUAGAUUCGUUUGAUCUCGUGAAGGCAGGGCUCUUGUCUCCGGCUACCGCGAAACAGAACAAACGCCAAAUCAAAAUCUCCACGAUCGACAACUACCAGGGCGAGGAAAGCGAUAUCGUCAUUGUAUCGCUUACUCGAGGCAAUGCUGCUGGCGACAUCGGUUUUAUGUCAUCUCCGGAGAGACUCAACGUCUUGCUUUCCCGAGCACGCAUCGGUCUCAUCAUCAUUGGAAACUCGCAGACAUUCCAACAGAGCAGAAAAGGCAAAGCCACGUGGGGUCCCUUCAUGGACUACUUGAGUAAGAAGGGACACAUCUACGAGGGACUUCCCGUCAAGUGCCAGCAGCAUCCGGGCAAGAAGAUGAUCCUGAAGCAGAAGACUGACUUUGAUGAACAUUGCCCUGAUGGUGGAUGUUCAGCUCCUUGUGGGGCCACACUCAACUGCGGGCUCCAUGCUUGCCCUUCGAGAUGCCAUCAACUCUCAGAUCAUUCCAAAAUCCGAUGCGACGUUAUAAUGAGCGACACGUGCGCGCAGAAGCACAAACGGACCUGGCGGUGUGCCUCCGGCCGUCCGUCCUUCUGCCGAGCUUGCGAUGACGAGGCGCGAGAACAGGCGAAGAAGGUCCAAAGAGACCUCGAUCUCGAGGAAAGUCGGCAGGCUAAGCAGAGGGCUUACGCACGGGAGCUCGCUGAGAUAGACGAUGAGCUUGAUCAUGAGCGCAGGCUACGUCGAGACAUGGCCGAUCAGCAAGAGCGGGAAAGGGUUCUCCGCCAGCGCCGGAGAGAUCUUGCUGAGCUCAAGCAAGCGGGCAUCUCUGGAGUCGCAAGCGUGAAUAAUGCUUCAACGCCCCAAACCGCAAGCCAACCAAAGCCAUCGAAUUCUUCUCCUACACCGACGUCAGUGCCUUCUUCCACAUCACUACCAAAUCGUCCUGCACCCCGGAGAGACAGCCACCAGCAGAAAGGAAAGGGGCCUUGGAAAUUGCCUGAGUCUUCUGCAGCACAGGACUGGAAGGACCAAAAGCAGUUUGAGGGUGCAUCUAAUUCCGCUCUGGAUGACUUGAUGGGCAUGAUUGGCCUGGAAAAUGUCAAAGAGCAGUUCCUCUCCAUCAAAGGAAAGAUCGAUGUUGCCGUCCGUCAGGGCCUCGACAUGAAGAACGAGCGCUUCGGUGCCGCAUUGCUGGGUAACCCGGGUACAGGAAAAACAACGGUAGCCCGCCUGUAUGCAAAAUUUCUCUCCUCGGUGGGAGCUUUGCCAGGAAACUUCUUCGUCGAAACGACAGGCUCACGACUUGCAAAUGACGGAGUGUCCGGCUGCAAGAAGCACAUCGAGGAGAUUAUGAACAACGGCGGCGGCGCCAUGUUCAUCGACGAAGCGUACCAGCUCGUUUCGGGAACCAGCGCAGGCGGGUCGCAAGUUCUCGACUUCCUUCUGGCCGAGGUGGAAAAUCGCACCGGCAAGAUAGUCUUCAUCCUGGCCGGCUACAACAAACAGAUGGAGGCCUUCUUCGCGCACAAUCCCGGAAUCCCUAGCCGCUUCCCCCGCGAAAUGCAGUUCAAGGACUACGAAGACGAGGAGCUGCUGGAGAUCCUGAAAUAUGGUCUUGUCAAGAGGUACGGCGGCCGCAUGAAAGUCGAGCUCGGCGUCGAUGGGCUUUACGCCCGCAUCGUCGCGCGCCGUAUCGGCCGUGGCCGCGGCCGCGACGGGUUCGGCAACGCGCGAGCUGUUGAGAACGCCCUGGCUGGGAUAACGGAUCGCCAGGCGAAGCGGCUUCGGCGCGAACGAAAGUCAGGCAUCGCGGCCGAUGACUUGCUGCUGACCCAGGAAGACCUGUUAGGCCCGGAGCCGGCUGAUGUGCUCAAGGAUAACGCGUCGUGGAACAAGCUUCAGCAACUGAUCGGUCUGUCGUCCGUCAAAGACUCGGUCAAGGCCCUUUUCGACAGCAUUCAAUACAACUAUUCGCGCGAGCUGGACGAGGAGCCGCUGGUUGAUUUUACGCUGAACAAGGUGUUCCUUGGCAAUCCCGGAACGGGCAAGACUACCGUCGCGAAGCUCUACGGGCAAAUACUUGCCGACAUUGGUCUUCUUUCAAGCGGUGAAGUGGUGGUCAAAACGCCCGCAGACUUCGUCGGAAGCGUCAUCGGAGCAUCCGAAGCAAACACCAAGGGCAUUCUCGCCGCCACAGUCGGCAAGGUCCUGGUCAUCGACGAAGCAUACGGCCUAUACGGAGGCAACACUGGCGGUGCUGCCGACCCGUACAAAACCGCAGUCAUCGACACCAUCGUCGCUGAAGUCCAGAGCGUGCCGGGAGACGACCGGUGCGUGCUACUGCUUGGCUACAAGGAGCAAAUGGAAGAGAUGUUCCAGAACGUCAACCCAGGCCUGACGCGGCGGUUCCCUCUCGACUCGGCCUUUACGUUCGAGGACUUCUCAGACGCCGAGCUGGCCGCCAUAUUCGAACUGAAGCUGAAGCAGCAAGGCUUCUCCGCCACGGAUCAAGCCAAGAAAGCGGCCUCAGACAUGCUCAGCCGCGCCCGCAACCGGCCACACUUUGGCAACGCAGGCGAGAUCGACAUCAUAUUGAACGCCGCGAAACUCAAGCACCAGCAACGCAUCUCGAAGGGCAAGCAAACGGCGUCGGCAUCAUUCGAACCGCAAGACUUCGACCCGGACUUCGACCGCGGGCAGAAGGCGACAACAAACGUAGCCAAGCUCUUCGAGGGCGUCGUCGGCUGCGACGACAUCGUGAACCAACUCAAAGGCUACCAAACCACAGCAGCCAAUAUGCGCGAGCUAGGACUCGACCCGAAAGAGCAAAUCCCCUUCGCCUUCCUCUUCCGCGGGCCCCCCGGAACGGGCAAGACGUCGACGGCGCGGCGCAUGGGCAAGGUCUACUACGACAUGGGCUUCCUCGCGACCGCCGAGGUGCUCGAGUGCUCCGUCACCGACCUGGUCGGCGAGUACCUCGGGCAGACGGGGCCGAAGACGCAGAAGCUGUUCGAGAAAGCCCUCGGCAAGGUUCUCUUCAUCGACGAGGCGUACCGCCUCGCCGAGGGCCACUUCGCCAAGGAGGCCAUGGACGAGAUCGUCGACUGCAUCACGAAGCCGCGCUUCGCGGGGCGCCUCGUCGUCAUCCUGGCGGGCUACGACGAGGACAUCAACCGCCUCAUGGCCGUCAACCCGGGCCUGACGUCGCGCUUCCCGGAGACCGUGUCGUUCCGCGCGCUGAGGCCAGAGGAGUGUUUGGAUCUGUUCGCGCAGACGCUGCUGGCGAAGAAGAAGAAGGGCGUUGACGCGUCUGGUAUCCUGGAUCCCCCGACGCCCGCGCUGCGCGAGAAGCUCGUAGGUUUGUUUGCUAGGCUUGCGGCGCUGCCCAACUGGGCCAGCGCCCGCGACGUCGGCACGCUCGCGAAAAACGUCUUCGGCCGGGUUAUGCGGACGGGUGGCCCCCUGCCGACUGCGCGCGCCGCGCGUCUGGUGAGCGAGAGCUGCGUCGUCGAGGAGAUGGAGCGCAUGGUGCAGGAGCGCGAGCACAGGGGGCUGCCGCUGCUGCAAGCUGCCGGCCCUGCCACCAUGGGCCCUGUCCCGCAGGCGGCUGGCCGUGAUGCGCCGCGUCAUGCUACCGGCACGGACACGGCGCAAAAGUCAGCUCCUCCUCCGCCGGAAGAAGAUGAGAAGGCGGCUGACGCGCAGCCCUCAAGCGGCACGGAGGCCCGGGACGCUGGAGUCAGCGACGCCGUGUGGGAGCAGCUGCAGCGAGAUAAGGCGAAGGCUGAAGCGGAGGAGCGCGAGCAUCGCCUCUUGGAGGAGCGGGCGGCGGAGCUCGAGAAGGAAAAGAAAGAGCAGGAAGCUCGGGAUAGAGAGCAGGCGGCGAAGGACGAGCCAGAUGGUGGUGACAGUGAUGACGAACGGGAGAAGGCGGAACGCGAGCGCAGGCGGCUGGAGAAGAUUGCGGCGCAGAGGAAGCGUGAUGAGGAACGGGCGAAGAUCGAACGGAAGCGAGAGGAGAGGAGGGUGGAGGCGAAGAAGCAGGAGUGCUUGAGGAGGAUUGGUGUUUGCCCCGUGGGCUACAGGUGGAUUAAGCAGGCAGUAGGCUGGUGGCUCGCGUAG
This is a messenger RNA of Lasiodiplodia theobromae, 6939 nucleotides long. Its product is annotated as AAA family ATPase. Bases 1 to 6939 code for a protein of 2312 amino acids. The transcript has 4 exons. Lineage: Eukaryota; Fungi; Ascomycota; Dothideomycetes; Botryosphaeriales; Botryosphaeriaceae. The record is from RefSeq and is a predicted model, not a curated record. Gene Ontology annotation, molecular function: ATP binding; helicase activity; ATP hydrolysis activity.